Vanderwaltozyma polyspora DSM 70294 is the source of this 8988-nucleotide messenger RNA. RefSeq names its product Csf1p (gene CSF1). Bases 1 to 8988 code for a protein of 2995 amino acids. NCBI's taxonomy places the organism in Eukaryota, Fungi, Ascomycota, Saccharomycetes, Saccharomycetales, Saccharomycetaceae. The record is from RefSeq and is a predicted model, not a curated record. Gene Ontology annotation, cellular component: membrane. Gene Ontology annotation, biological process: fermentation. The transcript has a single exon.
AUGGAGGUUGAUAGUCAGUUUGCUAGUAUCUCAUUAGGGAGAGAAAAGUAUUUUAGUUGGGUUUUUUUAGCAUAUUGGGUUUUAACAUGUAUUGCAUCAUUGACCGUCAUUUUUUAUCUCCCUAGAGUGUUUGGUGCUAUAUUCACAUUUAUAUUGCACUGGUCAAUAUGGAAGAAAUAUAAAGUUAAAAUUAAUAUUGAAUCCAUAAGGGUUUCCUUUUUGGGUGGUACAGUAUUUAUUAAGAAUAUGUCUAUUAUAAAUCAAGACUUUACACUAUCUUUUUUGGAGUGUCGAAUAAAGUGGCGAUAUUGGUUACUGAAUUCAAGAGAAGUAGAGUAUAAAGUGCAAGCAAAUUUGUCUUCAGAACAAAGCCAAGGGUCAGAUGCAUCAAACUCAAUGACUAUAGAGAAAAAUUCAAAAUUGCCCUGUACAAUAUUAAUCGAAUGUAAAGGAUUCGAAGUAUUCGUUUAUAAUAGAAAAGCUGCAUACGAAAAUGUAUUGAGAUUAUUCACAAAAGAAGAAAGAGAAAAAUUUAGUAGUUUCUUAAAUGAACAUGAUUUAGGUGAUAUCGUUAGUGAAGAUACGAAUGUCAAUUCAAUGGAUAAAGAUUAUUUCGAAUCAGUAACCACUGAAAAUAGUUCAGAAUCAACAGUAAUAAAUGAUAGAACCUAUAAAAAAAAUAAAGAUGAAAGGAAAUCAAUUCUUUUUAAUUUUUUACCUAUCCAGUUAAGAUUAAUACAUGGUGCUGUAACAUUAGGUAACCGAUUCACCCCUUCCCUAGUUGUAGCAAGUUAUGAAAAUUGUAAUGGUGUUUUAGAUGUCUCCCAUGCAAAUGAAAAAAUAGAUUUAUAUAAAUCAAAAGUUACCAUGAAAUUUCAGGACGUUAACAUAUCUGUUAAACCAAAUUUGGCAUAUGAUUCUGAAUUUACCAAUGAAUUAGAUAUUGAUAAAGGUAAGUUAUCAAGAAUUUGGAAUACUUUUAUCGAUAUAAUGGACAUGAUACCCAAUCCUUUCACUAAAAUAUACCAUAAACAUAUGAAGAAAAAAGAGCAUGAUGUUGAAAGUAUGUUUGUAAACAAAUGGAGAGGUCUAUCUCUUUACAAGGAUAAUCUACGAGAUGCUGGUCGUUAUGGUUUGGAUGAAGCCUCUUAUGAUUUUCUAAAUAGGGAAUAUGCAAAAUUCAGUUCAAUUUUAAAAUGUCCUAACUUUACGUUAUCAUACUAUUUAGAUUCUCCUGGUAUAGUCCCUCAUGGUGCACACCAGACAAACGUCAAGAAAGAUGGCCCAGAUAUUGGAAAUAGUGGUAGUCCUCCAGAAUUUUUAGUGGAUUUACAGGUCUCAAAAGCAUCAAUUUACUACGGUCCAUGGACAAAUAGGCAGGUUUCCUAUUUAAUUAGAAUGCUUUCACCUGUAGUAUCUAAGAACCAAAUACCAAUUAAGAAAUUAGAACCUGGGUCUAGGCGGAUUCAUACAGUUUUCAAAAUGUCAGUUCAUAUUAUUGACGAAUCAUCUUGGAGAAUACCAACUAGAGAACCAAGCAAAGAUAAAGAAUUUAUAAAACAAUUUGUAAAAACAAAUGACGAUUUUAGGCCGUUUGGAUGGCUUGAUUUCAAUCUGAACAAAGGUACACAAGCGACUUUUAAUUUUUCAUUAAUUCCAACUAUAGACGGACUUGGAAAUAACUUUGAUAUUCAUUUCCUUGAUAUGGAAGUAACAACAAGUGUCAAUCAUGACAUAUUACUGAAGAGUAAAGAGUUUGAUGUUGUAGCAGAUAUUGGUUACCCUUUAGGGUGGAAUAGUCAGGCAGAUUGGAAAUUUGAUAUUAUUGCUAAACAGUUAGAAACAUUCUUAUUGAAGGAGCAUAUUUCGCUAUUCAGUGACAUGUUUUCCGAUUUUGCCUCAGAAGACCCAACACCUUACGAACUUUUCAGACCAUUCACGUAUUCCCUUAAUUGGGAUAUCGAAGGCUAUUCUAUUUAUUUAAAUGUAAAUGACAGAAAUAUUGUGAAUAAUCCUUUGGACUUUAAUGAGAAUUGUUAUCUAUCCCUACAUGGAGAUGAAUUACACAUUGAUUCUUUAAUACCAAAUUUAUUAAUUUCCCAACCUUAUACUGAAAUAGCCUUUAAUAUUUAUACUCCAAUGUUUCGCUUAUUGUUAAAUACACCGCCAUGGAAUACUUUAAGUGAAUUUAUGAAGGAUAAAGAAGUAGGACGAGCUUUUGAUUUUGGGAUUGAAGGCUCAUAUUUAAUAUAUUCAGAUCUGGACAUAGAUAACGUGGAUACAAUAACAAUGGAAUGUACAAGCAGAUCUACCACUUUGUUUUGCUAUGGUGUAGUUAUCAGAUACCUCAUGAAUGUACAGGCCAAUUACUUUGGUGAUUUUGUUCAUUUCAUAACAUCUGAAGAAUAUUCAGAAAUUUUGCAAAAGAACAAUAAACGCUCAAAUGAUGAACAGGGUAGUUUCACUUAUUCCACAACUAGUUCUGUCCAAAAUUCGUCCAGUGACGACACUGUUUUAUAUACAAAGGAGCAAGAUUUAUCCAAGCCACAUGUUCGUAGGGCUGAUGUCCUCCGUACAGAAAAUGAGUUAGACAUUUGGUUCACAUUUAGAGUUUGGGAUGGUGCGUUAAUUUUACCGGAAGGUUUAUACAACGGUAAUUUAUGUUCUUCACUAUUAUUUUCUGAGUUAAUGAUAAGUUUUAGAGGAUCUAAUUAUUACAUGGAUUUUCUGACAAAUUUGUAUGAUAUGAAGAUAAAUCGAUUUCUCAAUUUUUCCCCUGAUGAGAUCUUCAGAUAUGUCCGAGAUCCAGAUCAUAAUUUAAAUAUAGUACAUGGAACACUUUCAGAUGUUACUAUUCACGCUCAUAGAAUGUUUGGUCUUCCUCCAAACAAAUUGACUUAUUUUUGUCAAUGGAGCAUUGAUUUUGGCUCAUUGAUUAUUGAUUCUAAUAUCGAGUUUCUAUCUAGCUUUUUCGGUUUAUUUACAAAACUAGGGUUCGGUUAUAGUAACCUUGAGAACAAGUUGGUAUAUAAAGUUGAAUCGUCCGAUGACAUGACAUUACUAACUUUAUAUGGUGAAAAAGUUCUUAUUUUGGUUUCCGAUGAUGUUUCCCAAAAGCAAGCUUCUUUGGAAAUACUUAAGCUAAAACUGAACUCAAUCGAUUUUCAAAACGAAAGAUAUUCAAAGAGAAUAAAUUUGAAAAUACCGGAGUUUUCCAUUUCUAUUUUCGAUGUAAGAAAUCCCACAAUAAAGCCAAUAUUACUCGGAUUCAAAACAAAAAUUGACUUCACCAAUUUUGUGAUAAAAGAAGAUUUCAGAAAUUCACUUAAUGGCCAAAGAACAUAUAUUACUUUACAUGAUUCCCCUUAUCACAGGUGUUUUUUUAUUUUGCCGACGAUGUACCAAGAGUCAUUCCUUUAUAAUGAGCUCUAUGGUGGCAUCACUCCAUCAUUUUCAAUUCCUAUAUUACCAAUUCCAAUGCUACCAAACACAAUUGAUUUCCUAGUUGAAGACUUUUUGAAAGAGUAUUCAGAUUUACUUGAAAACCCUUUUUUAAACAUCAGAUCUAUCAAUAAUUUAGAUACGAGUUCUUUAUUUAAUGAGUAUCGCGUUGAUACUUAUAUAUCUGAAAAGGCUAUUUUUAAAGCUGAAGAGAAAAACACUGUCAAUUAUGACCCUAAAUAUGAAUAUGAUAACUACAUUUUAAAUGUGGAAUACAUAAGGGUUGAUAUAAAUCCGUUAUUUUCUGAUUUUAUCGACAGUAUGUCUACAAAAUUGUAUUCAGAAAACAUGGUUGACAUUAUUGAUGAAAUAGAAAUGAUCAUUGUGAGAAGACUAGGUAGUCCGAAAAAAGUAUUAUUAAGAGAAACAAAUCUGAAGUUGAAAAUUUCCUAUGUAGAUAUAUUUUGGGGAUCUCGUAAUUCUGAAGGAAUUGAAAUAUAUUUGGAUAAGUUAGAUUUUGAGAUGAGACAAAGGAUAUUCGAUGAUUUUAAUCAACGAAGUUUAGAAGAGAGAACAAUAUUAAGUAAGUUGAAAUCCUUAAGGUGCAGCUUUUCUGAAACGCAAUACGAAGAAAUUGAAUAUGAAAGACCACCUGCCCUUUCUCUAACAGUAGAAGGUUUGGAAGUUUGGUCAUGUACCAAUACUGCACAGAGUAAUUCAAUUAAUAUUUUAUCGACAGAUAUAACGGUAGAUGGAUCUCAAACAAGCUGGCUAAUCAAAUACUUGAAUAAACAGGUGGAAUUUUUUUAUAAUUUGAAAGGUUCAGUUGAUUUAUUACAGAAACGUGAUGUUACCUUACAAAAAUCCUUGAUAUCCAAAUUAACUACCGCAAGUGAAUAUUAUCAGAUUGAUCAUGAUCCAUAUGUCAUAACAAAACCAGCUUUGAUUAUGCGUUUAUCAAAUAGCCAUGUUAGAGAAAAUAGAAGUUGGAGAAUUGUAACCAGGUUACGGCAUAUUCUGAAUUAUUUGCCGGAAGGUUGGGAAAAAUCAAGUAUUGCUUUCGUUGAAGCCAGGCAUGUCUAUUCUGAUAGUGACCCCAAAAAUGUAUUUCUAUCAGUUUUUUCAAAUUGGAGGAAUUGGGAAGUCUCCGAUGUGGCGCGUUCUUAUAUCUAUAGAAGAGUAUUUUUACCUGAUAUUGAAAAGAAUCUAAUUAAUAACACAACAAAGAUCGGUAUGGAGUCAUUUUAUUUUACUAUUUAUAGUCAAAGAUAUGCUGUUGAUCAUAAUAUUGUAGUAACAAGAAUAAACGUUAUUAUAGAUCAAAUGUUAUCCGACGAGGAGCCGAAAGCUGCAACUGCAAAUAAAAAUGAUAAGAUAUAUGAUAUAACUGGUACAGUUGGGACUUUUAAAGGUGAACUUGGUGAUCAAUUAAUAAGAUUAAAGAAAUUAUACUCAGAAGAUAAGGCAAAAAUUAGGAGUGAGAAGUCAACGGAUUUUUCAAUUCCAAAAUUUUUCAAAAUUAAUAUUGUCCUUAUAGUUGAGAAAGGAGAACUCACAUUAGCUGCAGCUAAUACAAAGCUUAUAUCUCGUAUUAAAAAUGGAAAAAUAUCAGGUUUUUUUGAAAAUGCCAGAGAUGUCGCGAAUGCAUCUGGUUCAAUUGUCUAUUACGCGACAAGAACUGAAUUGUGGUUAAAACACAACGAAUUAAUUCUUUUGGAUGCACAUCUAGAUGAUUUAUUCAUAUCAGUAAUUGCCGAGCUUUUGGUGAAAAAACCAACAAUUUUAGUGAAUGUUAAAUCGUCACAUUUGCGUUUUAAAGCAUUGCCCAAUACAAAGAAUUUAGUGGUAUUUUUGCGUGAAUUCGAGAGAGAAAUAAGUAAAAUUACAGGGCGUCUUACAGACAAAGACAAUAAAAAGAGACAUACAUCAACUUCCCCGAUAUUUUCAACCAAGAAAAUUGAUAUUUCAUUUGACAUCAAUAUAUUUGAUAUUAGUAGCGAGAUUGUGAUACUGUCUCCAUUUACUGUAAAACAUUCAAUGAAAGAAUUAAAAAUUGUUUUUAAUAGAGAAGGUGAUAAUGAUACCAUAUUCAGUAUAUUGGAUGCCGAUUUAUAUUUAACUUCGUACCAAAAUGGUGUACAAUAUUUCCGUCUUUCCUAUCAAGAUAUUAAUUUAGAGGCCAUGCUUACUGAUAGCAAAUCAAAGUUAAUAACCAUAAAUAUCGUGACAUCUUUAAUAAAACUGACACUGGCGGAUCCAAAGAAAAUUACAAACAGUUUACUUCAAGACGAAAAAACAUUUGAGCAAAGUUUGGAAUCAAUAAAGACUUUAAACACACUUUUUUCUUCUAAUAGAGAAGUUAGAACCAGUGCUGUUGAUAAUCCGUAUAAAUUUAUGGUUAACUUUGAUUUAACGUAUUUUGGUUUGUUGUUUCCUGUUGAUACAUCAUAUUUCAUUUUAGAAUUGCAUUCAUUGCUUGCAACAUUUAGUAAUGUCUAUAUGAAUCCACAACAGCUAAAAGAAAAGAUUACUUGUAAUUUAGCCCUCCAAAAUACAUUGUUCAUGAUCAAGAGUCCUGAAGUUAAUAACCAAGUAUCAAAGGUCCUUGACUUUUCAGUUAAUUUAUCAACUGAAACAAAAAUAUUAAACUCUAAAAGGUCAUUUGAGGUGGAAAGUUCGCACUUUAGAGUAUGUUUAAAUCCUGAAUCAUUACUCAAAAUUUUGCAGGGUGUAUUUCAGACGUCAUCUUCAUUUAAGUACUACAAGGAGCAUACUAGAUUACAAAUUUUUAAAACGAAGAAAAAGGCUUCAGUGGUGUCUGAAAACCUAAUAGGCGCUCCAUUGAUUGAAUAUUCAAUACAUUUUCUAUCCUAUAAUUUUUGUAUUGGUUGGAUAUUUGAAAAUUCGCAAUCUAGUUAUCCUGGUUUAAUAAUGGGUUAUGAUAGACUUUUCUCAGCUUAUGAAGAUUCAUAUGGGAAACUAACAGUAGUGGAUGGUUUCUUCUCUAUUGCUAAUGGAUUUUCUUCAGACACAUUUUACUCUCAAGGAAAUGAAAAAGAAAAAUAUAAUAGAAGUUACCUGCCAAAUUUACAAAUUUUGUACUGGUUAAAGGAAGUUGAUGCUAUGAAGCAGUUGUUUGUUAGAUUUUAUGGUGAAACUAUUGAUGUGAGAUUUUUAUCAAACUUUGCUACGAUAAUUAAUUUGACAAUCGAGUCAGUGCAACAUUUUCAAAUGAUCAAGAAGGAAACAGUACGAGAGAUGAAUGUUGAAGCAGAAAAGAAAGUUGGAGAAGAUGAUAUAUCUACAAAGUUCUCGCUAUUUUUUUCAAAAGUCCAAAGAAUUAACUGUCAAUGUAUUUAUGAUGGGGGUGUUUUCACAGUCUAUCCUGUUCGUGGUAACCAUAUUGAUACAGAACAUGCAAUUGAAAUAACAACACCAAAGGUUAUUAUUGAUGUAGAUUACAAAUACCGUAUUGAUAUGAAAAAACCACAUUGGAUCAGAUCUUUUAUAAAUAUCGAGCCUACAUACAAUACGUUGCUUUCUCAGUUUGCAUCAUUUUUAACUGAAUUUGGGGAGAGUGUACAUGAGAUGGUAGCAAAAUUCAGUCCUAAGGAGCAACCUCCUGCACCCAAAACUGUUUCACCGCCUAUAGAUUAUAAAAGAAUUUUGGAAGAUUUCGAUGUUUCAUUUAGCAUUUCAGCAGGUAAACAAAAGGUCAGCUUGAGUUGUGAACCUGUUGCCAAAGUUCAUGCUAAUGUUGGAUUUGAAUCUUUUGUUUUUAGUAUUAUCACGAAUGAUGAUGAUCCAACAGAACCUUUAUCAUGCUCAUUGACUGUUAAUGAUAUUAAAACAUCUAUCAAUCAUGAAUUUUCAACAGAACCAACAGCGUCGUUCUCUGUUGACUUUGUAGAUAUUACAACCUUAUUUACACAUCCUGAUAUUUAUGGUACCACUCUAAUCUCCGAUGUUAGCCUUUAUUUUAAUAUUAAACAGCUACAGAAUUUAAUGGUGUUCCUUGAUAUUUGGAAUUUGAAGAGAUUGAUUAAACUAAGACCUCAAAAGAGUGUACCAGUUAAGAAACCAGAAAGCAGGGUUUCCUCAUCAACGAAGUCAAGCUCAAAUACUACCAUCAUCCCUUGGUCAUUUACUGUCAUUAUUACAGAUAUUAACGGUGAUAUCCACCUGGGUCCAUCAUUAGGUAAUUUAUCGUUGAAGCUAAAGAAAAAUUGGAUUUCAACAAAUCAUUUCCAAGACAGAAGAAAGGCACUACGUUUUUUUACUGAUAGUUUGUCGUUAACAUCUGUUGGUAGACUUGGUGGUUUAAUUGAUGUUGCAAAUAUUAGUUGGAUAUUGAAUGUCAGAUAUGUGGAAAAUGAAAAAUUAGACCAAUCUCCAUUAGUUGAUAUUACUUUGAAUGUUGAAAAUGUAGCAGUAAAGGCUGCAUUUGAUUAUCAUAUGUUCUUAAUUGGUAGGGUUCAUAAUAUUUUAUUCAACUUGGAGAGUGAAAAAGAUUUGAUCGGAAACCUACCAGAUUUAUUAAAAUUACAUUUGGUCUGCGAUGAAAUAGAUAUAUGUUCAACUGCUUUGGUAGCAUCCAAUAUCUUAGACAUCUCCAAUACAAUUUCAAGAACAAGACAAGAUAGUAGAAAUUCUUAUAUUGAAACUUUAUUGGAAUCAAACCCACCACCUCAGAAAUCUUCUAUAUCUUAUACUGAUAUAUUGAAGUCAUUAAAUCUAUUACGAACUGACGUUGGAAUCGAAAUCCACAAGAUGCAAGUACAAAUAUCCCCAAUUUCAUUAUUUGAUGUUGAAGUAAUUGUCACGACUGUUGAAAAUGUUUCAGCAAGAUCGGUAACUCAAUCUGGUGAAAAGUUGAUGACAGAUCUUCAAAUGAAGAUUUAUAAAGCUACUCUAUCACUAUCUAAAUCUAAUGAAGAAUUAGAUGAGGAAGCUGUUUCAGAAAUAUCCGUAGAUGAUUAUAUGAUAUAUGCCAUGAAGCUUUCUGGUGGAAAGAUUUUAAGUAUUCCUAAAUUAUUUGUAGGUAUGACAACAUGGCAACUUGAAAAUAGCAAGAUCAUCGAAUAUCUAUUUGCCUGUAAAUUUCAUGAUAAAAUAUCGGUAAGGUGGAACUUAGGACCAGUAAACUUUAUAAAAGAAGUAUGGGCAACACAUGUCAAAUCAUUGGCUGUUCGUAGAGCUCAAUUAAAGGGUGAUAAAGAGCCACAGCUAGUACCGGGGAUUAUUGGAGAACCAUCUCCUUUAGUUUCAUCAGAAGAAUUAGAAAUGUUGAGAUCAGAAUCUUCAAAUGCUGAUAAUGAUAAUAAUGAAUACAGUGAGGAAGAUAAAUUUAUAUAUGUUCCACUCAAGGAGCCACAAAUUGAAAUGCCUAAAAUCAAGGAUCUUGAAGAUGCCACACCACCGUUAGAAUGGUUUGGUGUUAAUAGAAAGAAGUUCCCUCGUGUUACGCACCAAACUGCAAUAAUUCUGAUUCAAAAAAUAGUUCACGUAGCUCAAAAGGAAUAUGCAAAAGUUUUAGGUGAUUCCUAA